AUGGCGGACGUCGACACAACGACCGUGGACAAUUCCUUCGCUGCCUCUGAAGCCGGAGACGACCAGACAUCACACAACAACACAGCCAGCGCGACCGUCGGCACUCGACGCCAGGCCAAUGGUACCAUCGGAUCUGUAUACUCAGGCAAUAAAAUCAAGCAUCUGAAGAAAGACGAUGGUAUACCACUCUGGCGCAAAGAUAUCCAGUAUCAGUUUCUGAAGCUGGUCUUUGAAGACCAGACUCGAGUAUUUACUCGAUACUCGGACGGAGCUAAGAAUCUCGAUUUUGCCGAUGUGUAUAUCGACUGUAUGGCUAGGAGCAGCAAGACGAGUAAGAUUCUCAAGGAUAAGCUGCAGAGUGAUAAGAAAGCUGCUAUUAGUAUGGCGAUGGUUUGUCUCUUGGUUAAUUUUGGUCGGAUGAAUACUACUCUUAAUUUCUUCCCCGAAAUGCGCGCGCAGCUGAGAACCUACCAUUCCAUUCCAUCUCUCCAAGCCGACCAAGAUCCCAAUGCAUACAAGCAACUACAAGAUGCUCCGCGUCUCAAAUCAAUCUUGAAAGGUGCCUCUGAAGACGUGGAACAACCACCAACAAUAGAGAGAGUCAGAGAGUCGCGUAAACCUCGCACCAACCCGGUCCACCUCAUUUUCCUUCUUGCGCAGUAUGCCCCCAAGAUUUCUGAGAUCCAUUUCUUCCAGCCUCGUGACUUUUUCGAUCUGGUUAUGCGAAGUACGCUUAGCAGUAGAAGCAGAGCACGAGCUUUUCUAUGGCUGAUGUGGUGGUAUCUCGAAAGCGACUUUACUCGAGAAGAUGCUCUGAACAACCCAUUUGGGCCGGGCUUAGACGGUGAAGGCACAGGUGGCCUACCUAUCAAGGUCCCCGCAUUUGAGAUUUUGACUGAGGAGCAAGCGGAAGAAGAGAACAGAGAUACUCCAGAGGAAAUCCGCUUCGGAGAGGAGAAACAACGGGAGCGAAAGCGUAUCUUAGAGGAAGACGAACCUCUUCCUAGGAUCCCAAAGCGUGUGAAGAAGCACGAUUCUGGGCUUGACGAUGAAUUGCUAUCAGCCAAUUCAACUCCUCUACAUCCAUCAGCUCGUCGCAUUGCGCUGAAUGAAGAAGAGGAGGACUGGUCCACACCGGGAUCCUCUGCUCAUCUGAAGAGCAAAAAGCCGAAUUAUGAUUCUUCCGUCAACCGGUCAACCGGUCAACGCCUUGUGCUGAAAACGAGGAUGGAUCCUACUUCUGACGCGGCGUCUCCUGCGCCACCGGGGUCCGGUCAUCCUAUCCUCAAUCAAUACGCUACCGAUUCCAUGACUCCAAACCACAACCAUUCCAGUCGACGGCCACGUCCUCUGACACAACAUCAGUUAGCUGUGGAACAGAACCGUCGCCACCGUAUAGAGUAUUUGUUAGCUCAACGCAAGACUCAGGCCUACAAGGUUCUUAGGGCGCGUCGCGAGAACGAACCCACUUUUAAUGGCUGGAUGCGUCUUUUACCCCAUUUACCAGAGCCUAGAGCUUCCUUGGACGGCGAUGAUAUCCCACCUGAAAUUUCACAGUUGAUGGAUGCUUCUACUGAUUAUGAAGACUUCGGCGAAACGGCACAUUACUACUUAUCUGUAACUCGCAAAGCGAUCAGGAGAUUGGACCGCUGGGAUUGGGAGAAAAUCAAUGGACCCAGCAAAGACCGCAAGAAGGCUAGAGAAGAGCGUCAAAAGGCAUUUCAGAAUGGUACUGCACUUAUGGGUGGUGGAGGUCGAGGUGGUCAAUCAUCGCGCUCGGCACGUUCUCGACCCCGGCCUCCACGACGCAAACCUGCUCCGACCACAUCGACUCCUUCAAGUGCACAGAAGCCUAUCGCUCCCAAGGAUGAAGCUCAAGAUAGCAAGUUCCUGUCUGACGCAGUUGACAAGAGUGGUUCUGCGGUUAUCUCAUCUUCCCGGGAUAAUGAGCCUUUUGACGAUGCUGAGAAGGACGUACUCGGAGAAGGAAGUGGUCAUGAUGAGGACGAUUCAGAGUUGUCGUAUCCUGAAGACGAUGAGCAUGACGAUGACGAUGACUUGGAGGACGUGGAAGGAGAGCAUGAUUAUUCUAUUAUGGAGAGCCGUAAUGACUAUGACACGGACUCGGAGGAUGAAGUCAACGGGGAUGGUGAGCAGGGGGGAGACGAGGACGAGGUUAUGGAGGAUCAGUAAUUCGAUCCACUUUCUUUCUUUCUUUCCUUAUAAUGCUUUAGUUUGAUCGACUAUAUUCCCUGGUACAAUAUGUUCAUGUUGUUCGCGUUAUCGAGGUUGCCUGGUGUAUGACCAUUUUCUUAUUCUGGUGUUCUAUGCUCCUGUUGUACAACACACGGUGAUAAAAGCUGCUUUUCUGAUCUCUUUCUACUAUGUCAUUAUACACACUCUCGGCGAUGUCCGCUAGAUUUUUCCUAUUUCCUUUUUUCCUCAUAUCGAGCCCUUAAGAAGUGUCACAUGUU
Molecule: messenger RNA, 2474 nt
Organism: Talaromyces stipitatus ATCC 10500
Lineage: Eukaryota; Fungi; Ascomycota; Eurotiomycetes; Eurotiales; Trichocomaceae
Product: INO80 chromatin remodeling complex (Ies1), putative
Exons: 2
Coding region: 1-2193 (730 amino acids)
Cellular component (GO): Ino80 complex
Source: RefSeq, a predicted model, not a curated record